GUCGGUAGUCACUGCUGUGGUGUCUGGAGCCUCUUCUUCUCUCUGGUAUCAGCCACUUCUCUAGAAUCCCCCUUUAUCCCCGGCGCUGGGGACUCUUAGAAGCGGGGUCUCUCCAGGAGCAGUAAGUGCGGUUCUGGAUCUCAUUAAUGCUCUUGUCCCUGGAGGAUUUCCAGCCUCUCCUCUCCUCAUAAAGGCGCCUGCAGUACUAGAAGCCUCCAGCUCCUCCAGUUCUCUCCUCUUCUCCUGAAUCACCACCAAAGAUGGACAGGAAGGAGAUCAGCAGAAGAAUAUUAGACCUCACCUUGGAGAUCAUCUCCCUGCUGAGCGGAGAGGAUUACACCAUAGUGAAUAAGACAUCGGGAGGGACUCCCAUCAUCUAUGAGUCAGGAGGGUGGAGCAGGGCCCCAAUCACAGAGCCUCCCCCCCUGAUACAUGAGCAGAAGAUCCUAGAACUCACCCACAAGAUGAUUGAGCUGCUGACUGGAGAGGUUCCUAUAAGGUGUCAGGAUGUGGUGGUCUAUUUCUCCAUGGAGGAGUGGGAAUAUUUAGAAGGACACAAGGAUCUGUACAAGGAGGCCAUGAUGGAGGCUCACCGGCCUCUGACAUCACCAGAUGGGCUCGUAGAAAGAAAUACCCCCGAGAGAUGUCCCCGUCCUCUGUAUUCCCAGGACUGUCCAGAGGAGAAGCUCCCAGAGAACCAUCAGGAUGAAAAUCUUAUUGACAUUAAGGUUGAGGUUAUAGAAGAAGAAGCGGAGGAGAUGGAUUUAUGGGACGAUCAUCAGUGUAAGGAGCGGAGACAUCAUGUCUAUUUUGAGGGUCACAUAGAUACAAUUCCCAUCACCUUAUCAUCACAUGUAAUAAUCUCUCCUGUCCCUGUGUGUUUCCUACAGAUGGACUCAUAGAAGGAAAUCCCCCCGAGAGAUGUCCCCGUCCUCUGUAUUCCCAGGACUGUCCAGAGGAGAAGC
This is a messenger RNA of Bufo bufo (common toad), 965 nucleotides long. Its product is annotated as zinc finger protein 316-like. Lineage: Eukaryota; Metazoa; Chordata; Amphibia; Anura; Bufonidae. Gene Ontology annotation, biological process: regulation of DNA-templated transcription. The record is from RefSeq and is a predicted model, not a curated record. The transcript has 5 exons. Bases 261 to 902 code for a protein of 213 amino acids.